This is a messenger RNA of Drechmeria coniospora, 723 nucleotides long. RefSeq lists its product as uncharacterized. Gene Ontology annotation, molecular function: protein binding. The transcript has 2 exons. The record is from RefSeq and is a predicted model, not a curated record. Lineage: Eukaryota; Fungi; Ascomycota; Sordariomycetes; Hypocreales; Ophiocordycipitaceae. The coding region runs from base 1 to 723 and encodes 240 amino acids.
AUGGGAGGCGUCACCGUGUUUCCCUUCCACGAGGCCUGCUACGGACUUCUAUCGCGUGCAAUCAAGGGCACCAUCGACAAUGAAUUAAUAUACUCUGCAUUUGUUCGUCUAUCCAAUGAGUUUGAGACUUGGAUGCUAGACAUCGACUACGGUGACCCACCGCCGCGCGAUAAUCGAGAUUGGAUAUCUGUACCCGGUACAGAGUUGCUUGUAAAGAAUCCAGCCGAAAGCAUCGACAUGUCUCCGUUCCUAGUCCAGCAAGCGCCGGCCGCCUUACCAUGCUGCGAGGGGUGCGACUCCCUUUCCGACCCCUUUAACGAGCUCCCCAUCGAGAUACGACAACAGUUGAUGGCACAGCUCCCGCUUUUAGACAUUUCAGCUCUUAGACAAGCAUCCAAGAUUAUGUUCGAGACUUUGCCGUCCAAGACAGUUUGGACCAGGGUCCUCACCGAAACCAUGCCAUGGCUCUGGGAGAUGGAUGACGUUUUGAGUCGGGGAGAACAUCACCGCCUCGACCUGAUUCAAACAAUAAAGAAGCUACAGACCCAAACAGAGUAUUCGUUUGACGGGAUUAAUCAAUGUCUAACCCUUGCCAACCGUCGACGAGUGUGGUCUGUCUGCGAGCAGAUUGCAGUGGAGUACAAGAAAUUGAACUACCCGACAUCGGCCGCCCGGAAAUGGAUCCCGAAAGGCGAUGGCUGCUUUGAGCUGCUUUGUCGAUAG